Messenger RNA from Aphis gossypii (cotton aphid), 7551 nucleotides. RefSeq lists its product as uncharacterized. Lineage: Eukaryota; Metazoa; Arthropoda; Insecta; Hemiptera; Aphididae. The record is from RefSeq and is a predicted model, not a curated record. The transcript is spliced from 9 exons. The coding region runs from base 1251 to 5969 and encodes 1572 amino acids. Gene Ontology annotation, molecular function: protein binding.
UAAUUAGGUUUAGGUAGGUCGUUGGUACCUAAGUAUCUAUACAAUACCUAUAUUGUGAUCAUCGAGUGUUCGAGUUUAUCGUUAAAUCUUAAAUAUGUUUGUUGUCUUAAAUAUUUAAAUUAUAAUAAGAGGUACCAAACUUAACCUUGGGAGUGGGGGGGAGGCAUGUCACAAAUUAUAAUUUAUCAUUAUACAGGUGUAUUUUCGUAUAACACGGUUAAAACUUGCAAUAAGCGUGAGUCACGAUUCCCGAAUAAAUUAAUAAUAUAUUAUACACUAGCACAAGCUUCAAGCGACGUUUAAUGACACACGAUACACAGACAUUUAGACAAUAUUAUAUCGUGUAAAGUACCAAGUUUGUAGCGUAUUUUAACUAUUUUAAUGUAAUCCGGCACGGUAUUUAGGGAUCGUGAUGAAUCCGCAAUGAUGUAAAUUCUAAAUAUAUUGUUUUAUGUUUAUACUGUUAUCACGAUAUAGGCAGUGUUUGGCUAGCGCCACCUGUGGACGUCGCUGCCACCAAUGUAUUGUUAUUGUUUCACUGAUAAAGAACAAUUUUAUUAUUCACAGCAGCCAGCAGGUUAUAACGGCAGACGAUACGGAAUGGACUUCCCCGUCUAACAACUGUGAUAACGUAUUGAUCUAUAGUCUGUACUCCGUAGUGUAUGCAUUCGUAUUAAUUGUAAUUUGUAUGCACGUCAUCGUAUCGUAGAUUCGAAUAUGAUACUUUGGCGGUGGCGAUUGUCGGAUGGGCUUUUGCGAGGAGUCUCGUGCGAUUUGGCCGUUUAAAGAAUUCGCGUUCCGCUAAAUAGCUUGCGAAAACAAAACAUUUAUUAUUAUUUUUUACUCUGUGGGACGACCGAUAGUGCGAUAGACGAUAGUAGGUACUAAUGUACUAUUUAGUAUUUACCUAUAAUAUUAUUAUGUGGAGGUGGCACAAAUAAUAAUAAUAAUAAUAUAAUAAUAAUAAUAAAUAAUAUAAUUUAUUCUGGUGCGCCUUUCAAAUUCAAAAUUCAAAUCGCGUUUUUGAUUGUAUCGUUUGGCGUACACCAUACUUAUUAAAAGAAAAAAAUAAACAACAAAAAAAUGUGAACUUUGCUGCUAUGUUGUCUAUAGUCGUGAACACAUUUCACUGGAUAUUUUUAGCUCCCAGAUAUUCAUCUAUGUAUUGUGUAAGUGAUGAAUGUUUUUACAAUUCUUACACUGGCCAGUGUAAUCAAUGUUUUUAAUUUUCGUCCAGUUAAUGAUGACUGAUGGAUAUUGAUCAAUCUGUGAAUGGGUGGUUUGAAAGGAUAAGCUUGAUACAGAGGAAAGCUGAUCACUAUAAGCUUCAUCAAGAUAUUCUUUCAUUAUUAUCGGAUAAUAAAGACAGUUUUGAUUUCUAUAUUAAAUCAAAGGGAAUUAUUAUUAGUGCACAUUCUUGCAUAUUACGCUGCCGCUGUCCACAAUUUUAUCAUGAAGUUAUUAAAAAAGUCGAUGUUGCUAGUUUGCCAGUAUAUUUAUUAGAACGAAUUUCAGAUUUUAUCAAGUGUGUUUAUUCUGAGAACAAUGUUACUGUACUAGAAAAAAAAUUGAUUAAAUCAAUUAAUGUUGAUCAUUUGAAAAUAAAAAAACGUCCAUCCAUUGAUUUAUAUGAGCCUAAAAGGAUCUCAUGCGAUAUUAAUCCAUUAUACUAUUCACUAGCACAAUAUGAUGACCUUUCUUCAAGUGAGUUCAGUGAUUUUGAACAAUGUGCAUAUGACGACAUAGAAUCAGUCAUUUUAAACCAGGUGAAUAUUAGAAAUUCUUCAUUUAACAGCAUGGACAUUAAAUCAAAUAAUUCAGUGGAAUCUAGCCAAGCUAAGUCUCAAUCAAGUAGCUCUCGUAAAGAGUCAAAUGUGUUAUCUAAUAAAGACACUUUUAUAGAUACUAAUUCUGCAUUAAAUUUUAAAUUUGAUGGAUCAGAUAUUGACAACAAAGUUCGAAUAGUAAAUAAUCUUAGCCAUGAAAUAGAACAUGAUCUUAUAAAAAAAACAAAUGAUGACAUAAAUAGUUUUUCAAAUCUAGAACUUGCGAUUGGAUGCACCAGUACAUUAGAUUCAUCAAUUCCUGAUCAAAUUCCUGAUUCAAAUAAUAAAAGAAAUCAACCAGCUAUUGGAAUUGUAAAGAGUAAUACCGAUGUCUGUAAUCCUGAUUUAUCAAGGGUUGAUAGUAAGAUUAUAAAUAAUGAAAAUAAUUUACUCAAUGAUAAAACAAAUAAAAUGAUUCAAGAAACUGAUGAUGAUUUAGAUGUUAUAUUGCCUAACAAUUUUGAAACUUUUACUGUAAUUAAAAAAAGUAAUGAAAAUGGAGAUAUUUUUUCUAAAUUUAAUCAUUUUGAAGAUAGUGUUAAUAAAAGUAAUCAAGAUCCAUUAAAGAGUGAAUCAAUUAAUUUUCAAACAUUCACUGUAAUAAAUGAAAAUAUAAUAAUUGAUGAUGACAAUGAAUUUCAAAAAGACAUUGUUGUCAAUAGUGAAUCUUUUGAACCUGAAACUUCAAAUGAUUAUAAAACAUUUACUAUUGUUAAUGGUAUAAGUAGAUCUCCUUUUCAUACAGAACAACUAAGUAGUUCAUCUAAUUCACCUCUAUCAAACAGUAAAAUAUUUGUAAAUAAUAAUGACAUUGAUUUAGAUGUAUUACCAUCAACUGAUAUAUUAUCUCAAUUUGAUACAAUUACAUUAUUACCACAGUCAAAUAAUAGCAACGAGGAAGAUAAUGUGUCAAUAACUUUAAAUACUGAUAAAAAAGAGAUUAAUAUGUCUAAUUUUAAUAAUGAUACAACAGAGAAAGAAACAUGUGGAAAUAACGAGUCCUAUAAUCAAGUUGAUUUAAAAGCUGAGAAAAGUAUUAGAAAUGAUGUAAUUAGUUGUUCAAAUAAUGUUGAUAGUAUUGUAACAUCAACUGAAAGUAUUAUAUGUACUGAUACAAAACAAUGUAGUGAUGUUAUACCUAAUACAAUAUGUACAGCUAAUGAUAAUGCUAUAUUCAAUUUUGUUUCUGAAAAUAACAGUAGUCAAAAUAAUUCAAAUAACCAACAUAUAGAAAAGCUGAAAAGUUCUGUUGAGUCUGAUAGUACUCUUAGUUUACAUCUUGAUAUUUUAGAGAAUACUAAAGGAAUGAAUUCUCCUGAUUCUUUAAAUGAAGAUGAAGUUUUUGGUCUGGAAGAAAAGCCUAUUGUUUCUAAUAAGCUAGAAUUUGUACCUUUAGAAGCAACACCAAUAAAAGAUAAUAGAAGUCCGCGUUUAUCUAGAAAGUAUAUGGAAUGUUCACCUGUUAUAUCAGCUAAUGCUUAUAUUCCUGAUCUUGAUGUGGACAAAUCAUCUGUCACUGAAGAAAAUAGUGAAAGAAAGAACUCAAGCUCAUUUUUUAUUGAUUUUAAUCAAGGUAAACCAAAAAAUAAACCUAAACGUUUUGAAAAUCUCACAAAGUCUUUAGAUUCUAGUACAAUUGCUAAUAGCAAAGAAAAAAUAUUCUCUAUGUUUAUUGAUUUUAACGAAGAUUCUGAAUCCAGUGAAUCAUCAUCUAAAGGUAUUAAACAUCGUAAACCUCAAACACUUGCAGAUCGGUUUGUUCGAAUGCAUAGUGAAGAGGCUUGUACCAAAACUAAUGAUUGUGAAAAUACAGUAACUCCUCCUCCAAGUCGAAUGACAUCAACUGUAGAUAAUUCUUCUGCUGACAUAUCUGAAUCAUGUAAGAAACAAAGUGUAUUCAUGUUUAUUGAAAAUGAUUCACCUACCCCUGUCAAACGAAGAUCAUUACCUCAGAGCUCUAGACUGAAGUCUCAAAGAAAUUCUUGGAAUGUUGACAGUACAGUUGUUCAUAAAACUCAUCAUAGAACUCAUAGUGUAAAUUUAUCAGAAGACAGUCACAUGGAUGCCAGAAUGACUCAGAGUCAUAUAGAAACAGGAUCAAAAGACUUCAAUAAACCUUCAGAUUCAUUUGAUACUUUAGAAUGUAAUGUAACAAUCACUGUAAAUGGUGCAAAAGAUAGUGGAAUUGGUUUAGUUGAUUCUUUUGUCCGACUAUCUGACAUGGAUAAAACACCUUCUCAAGAAAUUAUUAAUAGUUUAAAUAAGAGUGAGUCAAAAUCUGAAUCAUUGAGACGUGAUUUAAAAAAUACAGAGUUAGGUAGAUGUUUAAAACGAAUGUUUCCAUACUUAAAAAAUAUUGAAGUAGAACGUAUAUUACUCUCUAAACCACCUCACACCCUUGACAACAGAGAAGAAAUUAAAUCUGGUCUUGGACAAGAUUUACUUCGUAUGUUUAUAGAAGAAAUUGGUGCUGAUACAACAAUUGAUGUUAAUGGAAGGCGAAUUAAAGCCCAUAAAUGUGUGUUAACUUCAAGAUGCCAAUAUUUUGCUGCCAUGUUCAGUGGUGGAUGGGUACAGAGUGCUGGAAAUGUGUUAUAUUUGAAAGGCUUUUCUUAUAAUACCGUCCAUUUAACAUUACGAUACAUCUAUAGUGGGGAGUGUGAUUUCUCAGAGAUAAAAAAUGUGGCUGAAUUAUCCAAAUUGGCUGAUAUGUUGUGUCUUGAAGGAUUAAAAGAUAACAUCAUGUUGUACUUAGCAGCAGAAUACUGUCAUUUUUUUAAAGAGGUUUGCGAGCGUUGUACUAUUGGUAUUCUCGAGUGCUUAACAUUAAGUGUUGCUUAUGGACUUGAUGAUCUUUAUUUAUCUUGUAUAGUAUGGAUUAAUGACAAUUUUUCUGUGGUUUGGCCAACACACCAUUUUGUUUCACUGCCACAGGAUUUAAAAGUCAAGUGUUUCAGACAUAAAGUUGCCCAUGUUGAUGAUCUAAAUGAUGUAUUAAGUGUAACAGAAGGCUGUGAAAAGAUAAAAAAAUCUUUACCAAAUGAUGAAUGGACUAAAGAAAUAAUAAAUUUAACCACCGACCUUUCAAAUAGUGUAAUAAAAUACUUGGCAAAACAUUUUUAUUCUACCAUAACUUCAAAAUAUUUCAAACAAAUGCUUGAAAAUGAAAACUUAUUUGCCGAUAGCUUUGCUACACAUUUGUUAGCAUCUUGUAAUUGUGCAAAUAGAAAUCAAAUACGACAAGCUUAUGAUCAUUUGAACAAAUCAUCGUCAAAUAAUUUUUGGCAUACACAAGGAGACAUUUUAGUGAAUGCUAUUAUGGAGUUAAUAGUUAAAGGUUUAGCUUCUGACUUCAAAAAUGGUAGAGAAAGACAAGCAAUGGGUAGUCUUCCAAAUGAUUAUCGUAUGUCUGAGGCUCUUGCUAAAAAGAUCUCGUUUGAGCUGGGCUUACCUGGAUUAGAAUUAGCAGCAAAUGGAACUCUUAUAACAUCAAGCCCUGUUAAAAAAAUGACAAUUAGUACUAGAGCGUUAAAUAAAACACAGGAGAAUAAAAUUAAACUAAAAACUGCAGUUGAAAAUAUUCCAUUAACAAAAGUUAAAACUCCAGGAAAAUUUGCAGAGGUAAAAUCCCGGUAUAUGGAACCAAAACCACAACUGGCUACACCUACACCUCCAAAAGUCUUGUUGUCUGUUCAUAAAGAUUUACCUCGUGGUCGUCGUAAUAUGUCAUCGUCGACAUCUCUGAUUUCAUCACCUAGUGUUAGAAGCACUAUGGCAAGUUCCAGGUUGUCUACUAAUAGAAUAGAUAGUGGCUUGAAAACUAAAACAUCAUCUGAAUUAUCUCUAUCUACUCCUAAAACAAAAUCUAGGACUAUGUUGCCAAAAACUGAUCCUCUACCAUCCAACAAUCGUGCAUCAUCAAUUGCAAUAAAACAAACACCCAAAACUAAUAGAAAACCUAUACAGAAUAAUGUAAGUAUUAACAAAACAUCUAAUGAGAAAAUAACAAAUGGAGUAAAAAGACAAACUAUUAUACCAAAAACUAAAAUGUUGCCAAAUGGACAUCCCACUAUAGGUUCUAGAUCAGGUACAUUUUGUAAAGAUGAACCUACUGUUAUACACAGUAAAGAUAUAACUAGUUGAUUCAGUGUUAUCAAUCAAUUCAAUUAGUAUAUAUAUAUAAAAAAAAAUGAUGGUUCAUAUGGUACUUGUGUUUUUUUUAAAUUUUACUAGAAAUAGAAAUGUUUAAUUCCAAUAUUGUAAUAUUUUUUAUUUUAAAUUGUAGUAUUAUAUCACGACCAAAAUAUAUGUCCAAUUACUUACAAACUGUACAAAAUUAAUUAUUGAAUGAGAUUAUUUGUAAUAUCAUAUUGUGCUUAUUGUUUACUUCUUUUUUUUUUGCACAUUAUAAUAAUUAUUGUUUAGAUAUGUUAAAUAUUGUACAAAUUUAUUAUUCAUAAAAAUAUUAUUUUUCAUUUUUCUCAAGUGAACAAUGUUUACUGUCCAAUAUUGUUCAAUAUAUAAUAUAAACAGUUUAAUAGAUAAUAGUUAUAAUACCGUCUAACUAUUUUUUAUACCUUAAAUAUGAUACCAAUGUAUUAAUGGUAAACUUAUAUUAACCUUAUGGGUAUAAUAAUAUAAAGAUUUUAAAUGUAAUUAGUUGUAAAAACUAUUUUGCACACACACACAUAUAUAUAUAUAUAUAGAUAUAUUAUUUUUUCUUGUUAAUUUAUUUUUUUUUUGUUAUGAAAUGUUUUAACAAUUUUAUAUUUAAUUAAUAAAAUCCUAAAUCUUUAAGCUGUCCUUCUAUAUUUUUAACUAAAAAAAUUGCAAUAUUUUAAAAUGGUACUUUUAUUUUAUUAUUAUGUGAACUAGUCAUUGUGCCAUUUAUGAUUAAAAUUCUUAAAUUUUUUAUUUAGCAUAUACUAUAUUAUUUAUUUUUAUAUUUAAAAGUUAUUUAAGCACAGUUCCGUAUUUAUUAGUACACUUAUUUUUGUUUGUAAUUUAUUAAUAAUUCUUUUGUAAAUAUUUUAAUUUUAAUUUAUCCUGCGCUUUGUCCGUCCAAAUUCCAAAGAUAGUAAAUAAUUGUUAUUUUAUAUGAACUAGUAGCUGUUUUUAUGAGGAUGAUUUUUAAAUAUUAUUCAACAAAUGUGCAAUCAAAAAAAAAAAAAAAAAAUGUGCAAUCUCAUCAUUGAAAGUGUUUAUUGAUUUUAUUUUUGUGACUUCCAUAAAUUAUUUCGUUUUUAAUCUCAAAUAUAAGGAUAUUAUCAUAUUAUGUUCAAAUAAUUAAAAUAUUUUAUGUAUGAUUUAUCUUUGUAUUUUGCUUUAAUUGUACUUUAAUUUAAAACAUACACACCUUUAUAUAUAUAUUUAUUUUAGCUUUUGUUUAUACAUAAUGUACAGUAUAUUCAGUUACUAUAAAAACUAUUAUUAAUGAUUUAUUUUGAUUAUUAAUAAUAUGAUAUCAAUCCUAUUUAGUUGAUCAAAUCAUUGUAGAUUAUGUGAUAAUAAUAGAAUCAACCAUUUAAAAUUAAGCUCUCUAUUUUGUUCAAAUAUAGGUAUUGAAUAUUUAAGCUUUUGUGUAAUAUUAAGUUUUUUGUAAUGUUACUGUUAUUAUUUACAACUAUCCCUAUUAUUGUUACCUAUUAUUUAGGUGUAAAAUUGUUUUGAAGUCCAAUAUUUGCUUUUUGUAAUAUGUUAAGCUCAAUAAAUAUAAUUAUAAAUA